This is a messenger RNA of Macroventuria anomochaeta, 941 nucleotides long. RefSeq lists its product as uncharacterized. Bases 316 to 837 code for a protein of 173 amino acids. The transcript has a single exon. The record is from RefSeq and is a predicted model, not a curated record. Lineage: Eukaryota; Fungi; Ascomycota; Dothideomycetes; Pleosporales; Didymellaceae.
CAUUGACAAUCACAUCAUCUGGAUGCUCGAUCUUCGGUAUUCCGACCUCCUUCACAGAGACCUUGAAUGGCCCCUCAUAGUGCACGGCCUUCAUCUUAUCGCCCGACAUGUUUGUAGAGUUGUUGGAUGUAUCUUCGGCCGGUACCUGCCCUGGAUCGUGGUCGGGGUCGAGGAGCGGAAUGACGUUCUCGCCGUCCUGUGGUGCGCGUGCCAUGGUGGAUUCUGGCUCGUUUAUAUGCGUGCGACAAUGGGAUCAAUUGCGAAAGCGGUUUACGAGGAUUACAAUGCAAGAGGCUUCUGGAUCACGAGUCUUGGAUGGGCCAGAAAACGCCCACCUUUGCGGUUUAUAACCCCAUCCUUGAAGCUCCGCAAGUGGGCGUCAUUGUUGUGAGGGGUGCUGGAGGGGCACCUGCGGAUGCUGGCGAUCCACUGUGGGGUAGCCCUGCUGUUCCAGCCGCAACCGGAGCUAGCAACAGCUCGACCGUUGUUCCACGCGUUCCUGUUUGGCUGAAAGAGGAAUUUGGAAGCUUUGCACUGCGCAAACGCAGCAUGCAUACCCUCGGGGAUAGUCGCCGACCUACGCGUCGUGGAAAGUUGCAUGUAACCGUACAACAUCUUGUCAGUGUUCGAGCCGCGCCUGUUGCAACACCUACUCAACUUCGAGAGCCAGGGCGCUCACAUUCACGAAGUCUGACCAUAAUCAAGAUCUACAAAAUCCUCCAUAAAAGGUCUGCCAGCGGGAGAUCGGGAUGUUCGGCAGUUACAACUUUGACAGUUUUUGUGGGACCCAGGAGGUCUUCAGGCCCUCACGAUCAUAACAGACGCGUCGAACAUUGAACAAGAUGGGGUUGACAUUCGAUACGAAACAUACGGUUGUACGAAACCCGCGGUAGGGUAUCUCGGUAGUCAGAUUCAACUUCAAGCAAAACAACGCCAGAAUC